UUGGAAACCCUGAACCAAAGUGAGUUAGCAUCGCGGCUAACGCUUAACUGUCAGAACUCCUACGUGGAGCCGCACAAAAUCAAAGACGUUGCUGUGACUAUUAUAGAUGUGUUUGAUCAGAGCGCUCUGUCGCUGGAGGCGAAGGAGGAGAUGUAUAAACUGUAUCCUAACGCCAGGCGAGCUCAUCUGAAAACAGGAGGAAACUUCCCGUACCUGUGCAGGAGCGCUGAGGUCAACCUCUACAUACAGAUUCACUUGCGUCAGUUCCACGGGACGAGAUACGCCGCCAUCAGUCCUGACAUGGUGAGUGCAGAGGAGCUUGAGGUGCAGGAGAGUCACCUGAGCGGUAACCAGGACUCUGACGAUGACCAGUGAGACAGUGUUUACCUGCCCGUUUUUCCCUCUCAACAUUUCCGACAGUUUCUCUCACUCUUCGUCAUUUCACUGGACAUUCUCCAGAUUUUCUAUGGAACUCUAUCAGCGAGUCAACUGAGAAUAUUUUUAUUUGACAGAUAAGAGCAAUAUUUUGAUAAUGACUUGUACAUAAAAGUUACUCAGCCGCUUUGCUUUAAAAACAUACGACACCUUGCCUUACGUGGAAUGAAUCUGAUAAUUGUUGCACUCAUAAACUGCCUGAACUGUUUGCCUGAAGUGUUCAUUUCCGUGUGUAAUAUACUAUAUGCUGGUAAACAGAGCCAGCGGUGAACUGGUUUCCUGUUAACAAAAAGAUGAACACACUAGUUAUGGAGAGACAUAUCUCUGUUUGUGUAAUUCAAUGAGAAAUUGCUUUUUUUUUCUCAUUUGUUUUGGAAUACAGCUAAUUAUUUUGAAUUUCA
Molecule: messenger RNA, 836 nt
Organism: Plectropomus leopardus (leopard coralgrouper)
Lineage: Eukaryota; Metazoa; Chordata; Actinopteri; Perciformes; Serranidae
Source: RefSeq, a predicted model, not a curated record